This is a messenger RNA of Argentina anserina (silverweed cinquefoil), 3157 nucleotides long. Its product is annotated as respiratory burst oxidase homolog protein E. The record is from RefSeq and is a predicted model, not a curated record. The coding region runs from base 205 to 2976 and encodes 923 amino acids. Gene Ontology annotation, cellular component: plasma membrane. Gene Ontology annotation, molecular function: NAD(P)H oxidase H2O2-forming activity; calcium ion binding; peroxidase activity. Lineage: Eukaryota; Viridiplantae; Streptophyta; Magnoliopsida; Rosales; Rosaceae. The transcript has 13 exons.
CUCAACUACUACAAUUCUAGAGAUCGAGCACAAAAGCAUUGAAAUCGUGUAGGAGUGAUCGUUGGGUGGUGUUUGUCUUGUUUCCAUAGAACCAUUUCAAUUCGAGUCUAAACGACGUGUGACCCAAUUAAACCUCCCACCACUUCAUCGUUUCUACUCACUCCAACACAUUUAAGUCUAGCCAGCCUGAAAUAUAUAUUUAUAAUGACGACGUCGCCGGCGAGGGCCUCGUUUGGUUCCACACGAUCAAACUAUAGUUUAUCUGAUCAUGAUCACCAAAACCACCGCCAGGGCUUGGUCUGCGGUGCAAUGCUGCCUAUGUUUCUCAACGACCUUAAUCACAACAACCAAGACCUAGUUGAGGUCACACUAGAGAUCAACAACGACGACGAUGACAUUGUUGUGUGCAGCGUCGCGCCGGUGGGGAGCGGUACGUCGGAGGCGGAAGUGGAGGAGGAGUCGGGGGCAGGAGUGCUGGGAAGGAGCCUCUCCGCCACGUCAAGGAGCAUUCGCCGCACGUUUGGGUGGCUGCUCAGAUCAGCGUCUUCGAGGACCGCUGCGUCGUCCAACUCCGGCGAGCUCACGCUCCCGCCACGCGAGGCGAGGAGGCUGAAGGCGAAGCUUCAAAGGACGAGAUCGAGCGCGCAAAGAGCUCUUAAUGGCCUGAGGUUCAUCAGCAAGACCACCGGACCUUGCGACGCCGAGGAGCUGUGGAAGCUAGUGGAGGCAAGGUUCGAGUCACUGGCCGUCAACGGAUUGCUCGCCAGAGCAGACUUUGGUCAAUGCAUAGGGAUGGAGGACUCGGAGGAGUUUGCGGUGGGGAUAUUUGACACAUUGGCGAGGAGGCGGCGGAAGAAGAUUACAAAGGUCAGCAAAGAAGAACUACGUGAUUUUUGGUUACAAAUUUCGGACCAGAGCUUUGAUGCGCGCCUUCAAAUCUUCUUCGACAUGGCAGAUAGCAAUGAGGAUGGAAGAAUCACAAGGGAGGGAGUGCAAGAGCUUAUAAUGCUGAGUGCUUCUGCAAACAAGCUAUCAAAGCUGAAAGAACAAGCUGAAGAAUAUGCUUCAUUGAUAAUGGAAGAACUAGACCCCGAAAACUUUGGUUAUAUUGAGUUAUGGCAACUGGAAGCACUGCUUUUACAAAGAGACUUAUAUGUAGAUUAUAGCAGACCACUGAGCACAAUAAGUGUAGGUUGGAGUCAGAACCUGAGUUCCUUCAGGCCCAAGAAUCUGCUUCGGAGACUAAAUCGUUCACUUCACUGUCUCAUACUAGACAAUUGGCAACGCGGUUGGAUUAUAUUACUGUGGAUUGUUGCAAUGUCUUCACUUUUUGCCUGGAAAUUCUACCAGUACAAAAACAAAGCAGCAUUUGAAGUGAUUGGCUAUUGCUUGCCGGUUGCCAAAGGAGCCGCAGAAACUUUGAAGUUUAACAUGGCACUCAUUCUUUUGCCUGUUUGUCGUAACACACUGACAUGGCUUCGAUCAACACGAGCUAGGUCCUUCAUUCCCUUUGAUGACAACAUUAAUUUCCACAAGAUGAUUGCAUUUGCUAUAGCAAUUGGAGUAAUUGUUCAUGCUGGGAACCAUGUGGCAUGCGACUUUCCUCGUCUAGUAAACUCAUCUCCGGAAGAAUUUGCGCCAAUAUCCUCUUAUUUCCAUGGCAAAAAACCAACCUACGAAUUUUUAUUCACUGGACCAGAGGGCUUAACUGGAAUUCUGAUGGUGGUUUUUAUGAGCAUCUCAUUCACACUAGCAGCGGGUCACUUCCGGAGGAACAUGGUGAGGCUUCCUGCCCCCUUCAACAAACUGACCGGGUUUAAUGCAUUCUGGUAUUCUCAUCAUCUGCUCGGUCUGGUCUACGUUUUGCUAAUCAUCCAUGGAAGCUGUUUGUACUUUGUCCACAAGUGGUAUCAGAAAACGACAUGGAUGUACAUCUCUGUUCCAUUUCUACUGUAUGUAAUAGAGCGCAGUAUCCGAACAUUUAGAUCAAAACAUUAUUCAGUUAAGAUACUAAAGGCUUCAAUCAUGCCCGGAAAUGUUAUCAGCCUGAUAUUGUCCAAGCCACCUGGAUUUAAGUACAGAAGUGGGCAAUACAUAUUUCUACAAUGCCCAACAAUCUCCCCAUUUGAAUGGCACCCAUUUUCCAUCACCUCAGCACCUGGUGAUGAGCAUCUCAGUGUGCAUAUCCGGACAGUUGGAGACUGGACGAAAGAAUUGAAGCGAGCCAUAUCUGAAGGAGAUAAUUCAUUAUCUGGAAUUCAUCAAGCUAUUGUUGCUCAGCCACAUGAUACGGACCAAAGAAGACUAUUCAGCCAACCCAAAUUGUUUCUUGAUGGUCCGUAUGGGGCACCAGCACAGGACUACCGCAACUAUGAUGUUCUUCUCCUGGUAGGUCUUGCCAUUGGAGCUACCCCUUUUAUAAGCAUCCUUAAAGAUCUUCUCAACAGCACAAGAACAGCAGAUGAACAGACGGCUUCAAACACAGAAACUAGUCUAUCAGACAGCCUAAGUAGUUUUACAUCAUCAUGUUUGACACCGAAUGAAAAGAAGAAACCACAGAGGACUACAAAUGCUCAUUUCUAUUGGGUUACCAGAGAACCUGGCUCUUUUGAGUGGUUUAAAGGAGUCAUGGAUGAAGUGGCAGAAAUGGAUCACAAGGGGCAGAUUGAACUCCAUAACUACCUUACAAGUGUCUAUGAAGAGGGUGAUGCAAGGUCGACUCUAAUCACCAUGGUCCAAGCUCUCAACCAUGCCAAAAAUGGUGUUGACAUCUUAUCUGGCACCAGUGUAAUGACUCACUUUGCAAGACCUAACUGGAAAGAAGUGUUUACCAAGGUAGCUUCCAAGCAUCCAUUUUCGACAGUAGGGGUAUUCUACUGUGGGAUGCCUAUGUUAGCAAAAGAGCUGAAGAUGAUAUCACUUGAGCUCAGUCAGAAGACGUCGACACGGUUUGAAUUCCACAAGGAGUACUUUUAAAACUAGGAACUUACACAUAUAUGACACAGCUAUUCAUUUGUAAUCAUUCUGAUUAUCCAUAGAUGAAAGAAAAAAAAUCAUAUAUGUAUAAUGAUAGUAGCUCAGAAAGAUGUACAUGUACUUGUUUACGACAUAUAUACUGAAAUAUAGUCCAAUUUCAUAUAGAGUAUCAAUAAAGCAU